Acyrthosiphon pisum (pea aphid) is the source of this 1082-nucleotide messenger RNA. RefSeq lists its product as uncharacterized. The record is from RefSeq and is a predicted model, not a curated record. The transcript is spliced from 3 exons. Bases 168 to 800 code for a protein of 210 amino acids. NCBI's taxonomy places the organism in Eukaryota, Metazoa, Arthropoda, Insecta, Hemiptera, Aphididae.
CCAGAAACGUUUUUAACACAUUAGAGGCCCUUCAUAUUCACUUUUCAUAUCCGACUAAUAAUAAAAAAUUAAUCGAUAUUCAAAAUAAGUUGGGUGUUAAAAAAAAGUCAAUUACAAGGUUAAGCAACACCAGGUGGAAUUGCCGUUAUAGAAAUUGUGAAGCUGUAAUGUCCAGUUUUAAAGCAAUAGUAGAUACAUUAAUAAAUGAGAUUGAAAAUGAAUCUGAUAAAGAUGUAAAUGAAGCAAUAGGAAUUUUAACCAAUAUGAGGAAAGGACAAUUUGUUGUAUAUUUGUUUCUUUUACAUAAAUUUUUAACAAUAAUUAAUAUUUUAACAUGCAAAUUGCAAGAAAAAUCUUCAACUCUUGGAAAUUCAGCAAUUAUUAUUAAAUCUAUAAUCAAAUCCUUAGAGGAUUAUAAGACCAGUGAAUGUUUUGCUGAAAUUUGGUCGGAUAUAAAUAAAUUUGCAAAAGUCAAUAAUAUAUCUAUAGAAAACCCAUUCCAAGGAAAUAAAAGAAAUAGGAAAGAACCAAAUGAUCUUAAAAAUUUCAUUGUCACUGCUAGCACUAGUGCACAGUACACAGAACCUACACAAAGUAAUGUACAGACAACUGAAGAUUUCUACAGAAUAAAUGCGUACUAUGUGAUUCUUGACACACUAGUUACAAAGCUAAAAGAAAGAUUUUCGAAUGAUAGUUUACAAAUGGGCAUAUCUGUUGAUAAUUUUUUUCAACUAAAAUUUGAAGAAAGUCAAUUUUUUAUUGAUCAUUAUCAAGUAAAUCUUCAGUUUUUAGUUUUAUGAUAAAAGUCAUUAGUACAUUUUAUCUGUUUUCAGGGAUUAUUGGAUUUAUCGAAAUUCAAUAUUCAGUCAGAGAUGACCGUAGCAAAAAACAGCAUUUUGCAAUCAGGAAAUGAAAUAAAUUAUAAUACAAUAAAACAAAAUAUUUCUAAAAGUGUGUUUCCCAACUUAUACAAACUUCUACAGGUAGCCAUAACUAUACCAAUCAGCUCGGCUACAUGUGAGCGAAGCUUUUCUGCAAUGCGCAAAGUCAAGACAUGGCUACGCACAAGUAUGCUGCAAGAA